CAAUUUCUGUGGCCCGGCACGCUUGUUUUGCAGUUUUACCUGGAAGGUCUCGUUGAGUGGUUAACAUCAUGGACGCUUGUUCUCCUCUCGUCUCCAUAGAAAACGUAGCCUGCUCCGGCACCACCAAAUGCUGUCAUCGUCUCGGCAACAAAAAUUUUGCCAUCAUCUCCAAUUCCCCCAGAAAAAUGUUGCUGAGGCCCGCGCUGGCGUGCUGCAAGCUCUACAUCUCCGAGGCACGCAACGCGCCGGCCCUGCGGGCCAUCGAGCGCGCGGCGGCGGGGCUCCGCCCGGCCGCGGUGCUCGUCAACGCGUUCGCCGACGACGCCUACAACAGGGUCGGAUACACUCUCGUCUCGCGCCUCGCGGGCGCCGGUGCCGGCCCCCCUCCCCUGCAGCGCGCCGCGUUCGGCGUGGUCGCCGCCGCGCUCGAGGCCGUAGACCUGGGCUCCCACGCCGGCGCGCACCCGCGGCUCGGCGUCGUGGACCACGUCGCCUUCCACCCCUUGGCGGGGGCCCACCUCGAGGAUGUCGCUGCGCUCGCCAGGGUGGUGGCGGCUGACAUCGGAGACAAGCUUCGAGUGCCGACGUAUCUGUACGGAGCAGCUCACAGCCAAGGGAGGACACUGGCCUCCAUCAGGAGGCAGCUCGGGUACUUCACUCCCAACUCGCCAGGUGACCAAUGGCGGGGCGCGCCGGACGCAUCUUCCCUGCCCGUCGCCCCGGACGCAGGCCCCAGGACGCCGUCGAGGUCCAAGGGCGUGGUGGUCGUCGGCGCCACCGCCUGGGUGGACAACUACAACGUGCCCGUGCACACCUCCGACGUGGGUGCAGCAAAGCGGAUCGCGCGGGCGGUCAGCGAGCGCGGCGGCGGGCUCGAGUCCGUGCAGGCGAUGGGUCUCGCGCACGCCGAGGGCCUCACCGAGGUCGCCUGCAACCUGCUCGACCCGGCGAGGGUCGGCGCCGACCAGGUGCAGGAGAGGGUGCAGCAGCUCGCGGCCGCGCAGGGGCUCGCCGUCGGGAAGGGGUACUUCACCGACUUCUCACAGGAGAAGAUCGUCGAGCUGUACCAGCAAUCAGCUGAAGCUGAGGCCACCCAACUGUGACCAAGUAAUUCUUGCACUGUGUUAAUGUGGAAUAAAAACAAGUGAUGACCUGCAUCAUGCCGAAACUACAACACUGAUUUCAGGAGCAAAAAGGAGAAUUUAAGGAGCAAGGAACUAUUCAA
Messenger RNA from Phragmites australis (common reed), 1225 nucleotides. RefSeq lists its product as uncharacterized. Gene Ontology annotation, molecular function: transferase activity; folic acid binding. The coding region runs from base 69 to 1103 and encodes 344 amino acids. The record is from RefSeq and is a predicted model, not a curated record. The transcript is spliced from 2 exons. NCBI's taxonomy places the organism in Eukaryota, Viridiplantae, Streptophyta, Magnoliopsida, Poales, Poaceae.